Molecule: messenger RNA, 1725 nt
Organism: Condylura cristata (star-nosed mole)
Lineage: Eukaryota; Metazoa; Chordata; Mammalia; Eulipotyphla; Talpidae
Gene: GPR52
Product: G protein-coupled receptor 52
Exons: 1
Coding region: 76-1161 (361 amino acids)
Biological process (GO): G protein-coupled receptor signaling pathway
Cellular component (GO): membrane
Molecular function (GO): G protein-coupled receptor activity
Source: RefSeq, a predicted model, not a curated record
UGCAGAGUACAACAGAUGCUGGGAAGGACCUCUGCUUGCUAUAGCUAAAGCUGCAGGUUUUCUUAAAUCCAAGCCAUGAAUGAAUCCAGGUGGACUGAAUGGAGGAUGCUGAACAUGAGCAGUGGCAUUGUGAAUGUAUCUGAGCAUCACGCCUGCCCACUUGGAUUUGGCCACUACAGUGCAGUGGAUGUCUGCAUUUUUGAGACAGUUGUUAUUGUCUUGCUGACAUUUCUUAUUAUUGCUGGGAAUUUAACGGUCAUCUUUGUCUUUCAUUGUGCUCCACUCUUACACCAUUAUACUACCAGCUAUUUCAUUCAGACAAUGGCCUAUGCUGAUCUUUUUGUUGGAGUCAGCUGCUUGGUUCCAACUCUCUCACUUCUCCACUACUCCACAGGUAUCCACGAGUCAUUGACUUGCCAGGUUUUUGGAUAUAUCAUCUCAGUUUUAAAAAGUGUUUCUAUGGCAUGUCUUGCUUGCAUAAGUGUGGAUCGCUAUCUUGCAAUAACCAAGCCUCUUUCCUACAAUCAACUGGUCACCCCUUGUCGCCUGAGAAUUUGCAUUGCUUUAAUCUGGAUCUACUCCUGCCUAAUUUUCUUGCCUUCCUUUUUUGGCUGGGGGAAACCUGGUUACCACGGUGACAUUUUUGAAUGGUGUGCCACCUCUUGGCUCACCAGUGCCUAUUUUACUGGCUUUAUUGUUUGUUUACUUUAUGCUCCUGCUGCCUUUGUCGUCUGCUUCACUUACUUCCACAUUUUCAAAAUAUGCCGGCAGCACACCAAAGAGAUAAAUGACCGGCGGGCACGAUUCCCUAGCCAUGAGGUGGAUGCCUCCAGAGAGACUGGACACAGCCCUGACCGUCGCUAUGCCAUGGUUUUAUUUCGGAUAACCAGUGUAUUUUACAUGCUGUGGCUUCCCUAUAUCAUUUACUUUCUUCUAGAAAGCUCCCGCAUCUUGGACAAUCCAACGCUGUCCUUCCUAACCACCUGGCUUGCUAUAAGUAAUAGUUUUUGUAACUGUGUGAUAUACAGCCUUUCCAACAGUGUUUUCCGGCUAGGCCUCCGAAGACUGUCUGAGACAAUGUGCACAUCUUGUAUGUGUGUGAAGGAUCAUGAAGCACGGGACCCCAAACCUAGGAAACGGGCUAAUUCCUGCUCCAUUUGAAGAGAACUGCACAGCAAAACAAGUGCAAUCAGACAGUUGAUUUUUGGAUCAUAUUUUUGAUUCAUCUGGAAAUUUGCCUCUGGAGAAAUACUUACUUGAAUAGUUGAAUAUGAGCUGAAGGGACUAAAGGUUUCUUCCUUCCCCACCUCCCUUCAUGGAUAAAAAAGAUUAAAGGAAGGAAUGCAUAGAGGGUAAUCUCAAGAGAUGAUUUUAGUGUGUGAGUAUAAAUAUGCAGUAAUAGCAAAGAUUAAGCACUGAGGGUAAAGAAGUAUCUCAGAUCUUCUACAGGACAUGAGCAAAACCCCUUGGUGUUUCUCUGUCUCUUUCUGACUAAACUUUCUUUUUUGUCUGUGUCUGUCACUCUUUGUCUCUUUGUGGAUUACUCUCUUUGUGUGUGCUGACAUUAUUACUUACAUAAAUUGCCCGUCAUAGGAAAAUGCUACAUAUUAUAUAUGUGGCAAAGUAUAAUCUUUUGCACCAUAGUGUGCUUUUAAAAACACUAAUAUGCAAUCUAUAUGUGAUCUUUCCGUGGAGGAUGUAUAGUAAACCUCAUAUUUUAUUGCC